This is a messenger RNA of Pleurotus ostreatus (oyster mushroom), 1416 nucleotides long. RefSeq lists its product as uncharacterized. Lineage: Eukaryota; Fungi; Basidiomycota; Agaricomycetes; Agaricales; Pleurotaceae. The coding region runs from base 1 to 1416 and encodes 471 amino acids. The record is from RefSeq and is a predicted model, not a curated record. The transcript has 4 exons.
AUGACGACCGACGAUCUUCAAUCGACGACCUCGCUCGGGCUCACUCUUGAAGGUCCUUCUACUGGUGCACCGCAACCUCUAACAUUGACGCCCACUACCAGACUAGGCAAACGAAGAAGAGGAGAAUCGACAGCCGCAGGCACUGCAAUCCCGCGGAAUCCACCAAGUUCAGUAGAUUCUGCUGCCUCUCGUUCGGCCCCUUCAGAACAUGCCCAUAAUACCUCCAGGUCCCCGGAAAACCAACGUCCGAUUUGGUUGCGCGAUGUCAUCUCAUUCAUCAAGCGGUACGAAGGAAAUAUAGAGAGCAAGGUCGUAAAUGCAGGCGCCAAGGAGGAUAUCAAGGACACCCUUACGGACGGCUUCAUGGUCAUGCUAUUCAUGUUGGGAUAUAUGAACAACCCCGCCGAUUCAGAAGAACUUGACGGCUUGGCAAAGGUGUUUAGCGACGGCACAGCUCCUCUCCCGCAUACAUCAUCCAGGAAGAGGGUUGUGCGCCUAAGUCCAGUCAUCCUGGAGUACUUGCGAGAGACCCAGGAGGCGGCAGGCGGAGAAAUGAUGAAGGAAAUGGAGCAGGAAGCGUAUGCCAUAGUUCUCGGUAAGGUGGAGGAGGCUGAGAGAAAGGCUGAGGAAGCACGCGACAAUGGGAACGGCCGCACCUCAGAAAAGCCUCCGAGCGUUGGUCGUGGUGUUCAUGCAGGCUCGAAUGAUACUGAAGAUGGUGCGAGUCGAGCCAAUCACCUUGGUGCCGACCCAGGAGAUGAAAUACAACAAUCGUAUAAUACCACAAGCCACCAAGCUCCCCAAGCCGAUAUUGUUCCUUCAGGGGUAGCUCGCGUCUACAGCCAAAUGCGCGUCUUCAUCACUGACCACGUUAUGGGACAAAUCAGAUAUCUCGGCGAGGAGGAGCGGGACGCGCGCGCGCGCCUGGAGCACUGUCGGCGCGUGGAAGAGGCGGCCCAGCGAGCGGAGGCGCAGGUUCGGAGGGUGGCAGCGCACGCCACCCGCAUCGCCGAGCACAAUCGCGAAGUCGCAGAGCGCGACCGGAUAAUCGCAGAGGAGAUGAUGGCCGAGCAGGCGCGCAGGGAAGCCGAUCGGGCAUGGGUUGAGAGUAUGACCCAGCUCAUGCAGAGCCCCGGGCACCCCCACUCAUACAACUAUGCGCCCGAGUUCCAGUCUGCCUACGCGAACGCUCCGCCGCAGGCGUCGUACGCUUAUUGCCCUCAGCCCGCAUAUUACGGGCAGGCACCUCCCGGGUACGCUCAGUGUAUGGAGCCUCACCCCGGCCACCCUCCCCAGUUCCAGGUCGCGUACUACUUACCUGCUCCUGGGACGCAGGCGCCGGGCUACGGUGUCCCACCUUUGACGUACCAUCAGCAUUACGGAUCUGGACCAAGCGAGACUCAUUAUGCACAGUAA